GUAUUUACCGUGCGGCUAUUUCAUUACGCGCGAUCAAUCGAUAAUUCGUUCGUAUUUAGCGUUUCGUGAAAAUCUUUCGUUUGUUCCUUCGAUCGAACGUACGUAUCUCGUAUCGUAUGUAUCAGCGAUAUCGAUAUUCGUCCCUUGCUCCUGUCCAUUACGUUCUUUCGCGUUUCGUCGGAAAAAGUCUCCUGACUCAAUCGCGUUUUUUUCAACGCGUUGCUUACGGUUUUACGAGACGCGAUUUGCAAUUUCAUCAAUGAAAACACUCCUUUUAAUAUCUUUCUUCUAAUAUUAGUCUUUCAACGCGGUUUCCUUCGUUUUGUAAUAUGUACGCGAGAUAUUUAGAAGGAAGAAGGAAUCGAGCAAGAAGCGUGGUUUGUUUUCUAAAAACAAGAGAAAUAUAUAGAAAAAGCCCAAGGAAAACUAGAGAACGAGGUAUAAAUUAUUAUACUCGGUGACUACGUGUGAGAUACAAGUUUUCGCAACGAAAGAUAUUUAACGCGCCGAGGGUGCGUGCCGAAAAAUUGAAAUAAACCGCUUCUCUCGCCAAUGCGUUUCUUUCGUAUUUAACGAAUGAAACGAUAUUCUCGACAGAUGGGUGGAAAACAAACGAAAAAGCAAUUUAGAAAGGACGAUAUUAAAAUUCUGCGGUGUCUCAUAAAGUCUCGUUAAGGCUUCCUAUCGUUUUAUCGCUCUGUAAUUUCUAUGACUUUUAUCGCGUCGUUAAAUUCAUUACUUGGUCGAUAACUCGAUUAACCGUUUUGCUGGAGAACGUAAUAAAUUAUCGACGGAUCCGGGAAACAUAGAAACAAUCAGGAAAACCAACCAGGCAAGGAAAGAAUUCAAGAAAAAUAAAGUAAGAAUUUGCUCUGCAAAUGGUCUGCGUCUACGGAGAUUCGGUGCCGGCUACGACGAAGCGUUCUUCGACAAACAACGAAGGAGUAUCGUCGAAGAAGACCCAUAGGAACCGGCAAGAGUGCAGGCAACGCGUUCAAGCAAGAAAACGAGCGGCAACGAAGGCAGUUGGAUAAGAGAAAAGGCACCCUCUGUUACGUAACCACCAGCGUUUUCAUGAAAUUUUUAUUCAGUGUGUCGACGGGGAAAUUGAAAAUGUACGUCAACUACGAGAUGAGAGGGUGUAAUAUGCGUGCGAUUUCGCCUGACUCUUCGUUGAAACGCGCAUGGCCGUGGAAACGGCGCGUAUUUAAGGGCUGAUCUCUCCCGUAUCUCCUCACUAUCAUCGUAUCUUUGGAUCUUACCACAGACGUAUAUCGCACAUCUGUCCCCGUAUUCGCCAAUCGUCCAGUGUCCAGUGAAUCGACCAGCAUUCGCAAGGAUCGUCCACGUCGCAUUUUCUUCGACGUUCGUGCGUUACCUUGGACCUCUACGUUCGUGAACAGGAUGAUGAGCUCAACGAUCGUGAUCCUCUUUUCAAUGACAACCAUGGCCAUAUCCUAUAACAAUGUCCUGGCAGCUUUACCAACCCAAUGUAAUCCUGGAUUCUUGGAUGAUCUUCCACCGAGGAUCCGGAAGGUUUGCGCCGCUCUUUCAAGGAUAUACGAACUUGGUUCAGAGAUGGAAAGUUAUAUCGAUGACAAGGAUAAUCAUAUAUCAGGGUUUCACGAAAGCAUCCCGUUACUAGACAGUGGCGUUAAGAGACAGGAUGUCGAUCAUGUUUUCCUACGCUUUGGAAGGCGUCGUUAAACAUGACGCAAAUGAUGACGCUUCGCACUUGAAACGAUCCAACAGUUCAAUUCACCGCAUCGUCAAGCUACAAAAGAAGAAAAAAAUGUCUGCAAACCCCAUUUAGAGAUCCUUACUUAUCUUCAUAUCGCAUAUAACAAUUUGUGUUUUUCCUUAAUAAUCGAAUAAUUAAAUCUGAUAAUAACGAUAAGCGAGCAAAAGUAAUGGCUCUCUAAUUAAAAUCCUGACAAUUUACUCGUGCAGCUUCUGAUUUCAUUUAAAUACUGUUUAAGAAGUUUCUUUUCCUUCCAUCUCCUUGCUAAUAAAUUCUAUAAUGAUAGCAUUAACGACUUGCACUGGUGAACAUUAAUUUACUUCUUCUUUAUAAGAUUCGAUGACUCUUUCAUUUUGUCGUUUUUUUUUUUUUUUUUUUUUUUUU
Messenger RNA from Bombus pyrosoma, 2125 nucleotides. It is a transcript of the gene Ms, whose product is annotated as myosuppressin. NCBI's taxonomy places the organism in Eukaryota, Metazoa, Arthropoda, Insecta, Hymenoptera, Apidae. The transcript has 4 exons. The record is from RefSeq and is a predicted model, not a curated record. Bases 1405 to 1707 code for a protein of 100 amino acids.